Messenger RNA from Boleophthalmus pectinirostris (great blue-spotted mudskipper), 923 nucleotides. It is a transcript of the gene ppdpfb, whose product is annotated as pancreatic progenitor cell differentiation and proliferation factor b. Bases 209 to 550 code for a protein of 113 amino acids. Gene Ontology annotation, biological process: cell differentiation; multicellular organism development. NCBI's taxonomy places the organism in Eukaryota, Metazoa, Chordata, Actinopteri, Gobiiformes, Gobiidae. The transcript has 5 exons. The record is from RefSeq and is a predicted model, not a curated record.
CGUGUUUCCGCACAGAAGAAGCAGAAGCUGACACUCGCGGACCUUGGAGGGUUCAAUUUACCCAAAACUUCUUUUCAAAUGGGCCCCGUCGCCUAGCGUUUACUCCCCCAGCCUCGCCGACUGACUUGAACCGAGUGCUACGGAACAUCAAGCACGACCGGACCGCUAAAAGGUUUCCAUCCAGUGUUCAGUGACCAACAGUGUAAGAAUGGCAGCUAUUCCAGCAGGCGGCUCUCUCGUGGCGACCACUGACUACUACCGAAGGCGCAUUGGCUCGACGUCCAGCAGCAGCUCGUGUGGCAGUUCGGAGUACAGUGGAGAGGUCAUCCCCCACCAUCCAGGUCUCCCGAAGCAGGACUCGGGUCAUUGGUGGUCCAGUUUCUUCUUCGGGAAACAGCCUGGGAUGACCCCGCUCACGGAGGAGGCACAGCAGAAGGCGGGGGUCUCGGGGGUCGUGACCAACGGGCAGAUCACGUGCGUCGCCCGGGAGAUGGUGAUGAGGAGGCAAGUGAGCGAGAGCAGCGAGGCGGGGGGUCCCACCUCACCCUGAACCACCCCCAACACCCACCCCUCCCCACCCAGCACCCACCCACCCGCAGCACCCACGGCAGACCAGACCAGACCAGACCAGACCAGACCACCGCCCAACGCUAGGUGACGGGACAACAGCCCAGAAACUACCUUUUUUGUUUUGUUUUUUUGUUUUGUUUUUUUAUAUCGUCAGUAGUAUAGGCUGCGUUUUUUUGGUAACCCCCAUGUUUUUUAUUGACUUGCCAAAAGUUAAAGAAGAAAAAAAAUUAAAAUAAAAAAUAAGUUGAUAUUUUGUAACAUUUGUACUGUUCUCACUGUUUACACAUGCCUUCGUUGAACAUGCCACAUUUUUCACCUUGUGAUGAUAAUAAAGAGUAGACCGUGCAGCCUGA